AUGAAAAACAAGACAAGUGUUGUUCCCAGAGAAGGAGAAGCCCAACCUUCCAGGUGUCCAGAUAACAGUGCAUUCAAACAGCAGAGGCUGCCAGCUUGGAAGCCCCAGCUCACCAUUGGAUCUGUGCUCUCCAGCUUCUUUCUGACAGGGGCAUUCUGCCUCACUGUGGGAGUCUGCCUUGUUCUGUCUGCAAACAGCGUCAGAGAAGUACAGGUUGAUUAUUCAGAUAAAUGCUCAAAUUGUUCAAAGCUCCGUGAAAACUCCUCUAACUGGAAUAAGGAAUGCCACUGUUCUAUUAAUUUCACGCUAAAGGAAGAUAUAUUGGGUGAUGUUUUUAUGUACUAUGGUCUGCAAAACUUCUAUCAAAACCACCGUCGGUAUGUGAAAUCAAGAAGUGACGCGCAGCUGUUGGGCCGAAAUGUAAAUAUCCAGAGGAGCUACUGCGCGCCCUUCAGCACCUACAGGAACGGGACCCCGAUGGCGCCGUGCGGGGCCAUUGCCAACAGCAUGUUCAAUGAUACUAUUGAUCUGUUUUAUAAUUAUAACUCAUCUGUGAUUCAAGUGCCACUGCUGAAGACUGGAAACAGUUGGUGGACAGACAAAAAUGUGAAGUUUCGCAAUCCUGAGUCAUCCAAUCUCUCUGCUGCAUUUGCAGGCACAGCCAGACCUCCUUACUGGCAGAAGCCAGCGUACCUGUUGGACGAGGAAGAUGAGAGGAACAAUGGUUAUGUGAACGAUGACUUCAUUGUCUGGAUGAGAGUGUCGGCCUUUGCCACCUUCCGGAAUCUCUACCGGCGCCUCAGACGUGUUCGGCGCUUUGCUGAGGGCCUGCCAGCAGGGAAUUACACUUUCAGGAUUUCCUACAAUUUCCCUGUUACCAAAUUCAAGGGGAGGAAGCACGUGAUUCUUUCAACCGUGGUGUGGAGUGGUGGAAGUAACCCAUUCCUGGGAAUUGCCUACCUGGUUUCUGGCACAGCAGCAACCCUGGCAGGUUUUGUCAUAACUGCCAUCCACUUAAAGCUCAGGAAGAAGAAAACAUACUUUCAGAAGCAGUAAGGUUCACCUUUCUGAACAGAGACAGAAGUGUGCAGUGAACAAAGAAGGUGCAGUACAGACCUUUCAGUAUUUCCCCUGAGCUCUGGACCAUUUUCAGUGUCAGGUUUGGUGAAUGUAAGCAAAGUGAAGGGCAGGGCGAGUCCAUCAUCUGAAACCAAACUUACCUGAGGUGCCAUUCUCAUUAAUGUACAUGUGAGCCUAAAUUUGUUUCCUAGGAAACUUGUAGUGAUAUGAGCUUCAAACAGCAGAUUAGAAUUGCAAUGGCAAAGAAAUUAUGUGGUGCCAAUGUCUGGCCAGAAGUCAGGGUCCAUAUUAAUUUCUUAUUCAGCCCCAUAAUUCAGACAACAUUUCUCUUAACUGGAAUGGAGCUUUGGAUGGGUAAAAAGUGAACUCUUGAUCCAACAAAAAGCUUGAGUAGGUAGAACUUAUUGCUAAAAUCUGCUUGUGGGCCACAUACAUGUGCUUAAUGGCUUGGCUUGGGUUUUAUAUACCUUUUUCAGCUAUGCUGAAAAAACAACCAGUUUAUACCAGUGCAUUCACUCCAGUUUGACACCUGAUUUGUGAUCGAGUACAGGGCAUUUAUCAGGAGUUCGGAGUUUGGUUAGACCAAAUUUAUUUGAUUUAUCUAGCAGGUGAGAGCUGGAGGGCAUCCAAUCACGUAUUUGCAUUUUUUAAAUUAUGGUUCAAUACAAAUCCUAAAUUAAAAGCUCCUUUAAUGCAAAAUAUUUUAACAGAGCCAUCUACCUAACCAUCUACCUAAUUUAACUAUUAGACCAAAAUUGCACUUCUACCUAUCCCAUGUGAAAGUUCACAAGUUUACAUGACACAGAAUGGUAAUUUAUUGUCAAUAAAAAACAAAGCACCAGAAAAUCCAUCCAUUUAAAGUGAACACUGCAGUUCAUUAACAGGUUCAUCAAUUUUUAUGUUUCAUGUUUAAAAUUUUACACAUUUAGGACAUAUUUCUAGUCUCACAAAAUGA
Messenger RNA from Zonotrichia leucophrys gambelii, 2035 nucleotides. Its product is annotated as cell cycle control protein 50C-like. Gene Ontology annotation, cellular component: plasma membrane; Golgi apparatus; endoplasmic reticulum. The transcript is spliced from 7 exons. Lineage: Eukaryota; Metazoa; Chordata; Aves; Passeriformes; Passerellidae. The coding region runs from base 1 to 1056 and encodes 351 amino acids. The record is from RefSeq and is a predicted model, not a curated record.